CCAAAACUUCCUGCAAAAUAGUGCUCCCUGACAACAGACAAAGCUUGACACUGUGGAUUCACUUUGAAGACGUUUAAAUAAAAGCGUAGCUAAUUUACUUCCUCAAUGGGUCCAGACAGGCUCUCCAGGUGCAGACAGUAGGUCGAGCGUGCGGACAUGUCGGGUCGCUCUGCUGCAGAGAUGGAUGACUCCCAGGAGCUGCCUGAGCUGCCGGCAAAGAAAGCCAGGCUUGGGUUAGACGAUGGACUAGAGAAAGAGCCAAGUAAUUUGGGCGAAGACGGGAGCCCGACUGCUCUCCUAGGUCCAGCAGAGCAGGAAAGCUCCUUCCCUGCCCUGUCCAGCACCCCGCUUGAUGGAGGAGACCACGAGCAGUCCAACCCAGAGAGAGGAGCAGCACCUCAAACCUGCGGUGACUCCCUCAACUCAUAUACACAUUCUGUUGUGACCUGCAAAGAACCAGAUACAACAGCAGCCUCUGAAUAUACUCCACUGGCAUACCAAGGAAGCAACCCGACAGUGACGUCCUACACCAGCCAAGUGGCCUUUCCUCCUCUGGCCCAGUCCACUGUGUACUCGGCUUUCCCCCAGACAGGGCAGACCUAUGGCCUCCCACCCUUUGGUGCUAUGUGGCCAGGCAUAAAAACAGAGACAGGGCUGCCUGAGGCACCCUCUGUUGGCCAGCCUGGGUUUCUCAGCUUCAGCACCGCAUAUACCUCAACCCAGCCAGGCCAGCUGCACUACUCAUACCCAAGCCAAGGGUCGAGUUUCACAACAUCCAGUGUGUACUCAAACAUCCCUUCAGCCACGGCCGCCACCACAGCCUCCACCACAGUGGCACACCAGGAGUUCAACAGCUAUAACUCUGUGGGACAGAGUCAGUUCUCUCAGUACUACGCACCGCCCCCGAGCUAUGUGCCUGCUGCGCUGCCAAACAGCAACGACCACGGUGUGAGUGUGGGCGUGGCCGGCUAUCCAGCCAUCAAGUCAGAGGACGCCUCGGCUGGACUGCCCACCAGAGAUGCUUCCCCGCGAGAGAACCUGCCGACGGGCGUCGCUCUCCCGACGGGUGUGGCUCUGCCCGCCGGGGCCAGAGAACAGGAGGAGCCGGGACGCAGGAACUCGGUGGGGAAAUCAAAGGGGAAGGCCAAGAAGUCUGACAGCAGCCCGCCUGCUGACAGUGACCUGGAGCGCAUCUUUCUGUGGGAUCUCGACGAGACCAUCAUUAUAUUCCAUUCGCUGCUCACAGGCUCCUUCGCACAAAAGUUUGGCAAGGAUCCAGCCACCGUGUUGAACCUGGGCUUGCAGAUGGAGGAGUUGAUCUUUGAACUGGCAGAUACUCACCUUUUCUUCAAUGACCUGGAGGAGUGUGAUCAGGUCCACGUUGAGGAUGUGGCCUCUGACGACAACGGACAGGAUCUGAGUAACUACAACUUCUUGGCGGACGGCUUCAACAGCCCCAGCGGCGGCGGCGGGGCCUCGGGAGCCACCACAGGGGUCCAGGGCGGCGUGGAGUGGAUGCGCAAACUGGCCUUUCGCUACCGCCGGCUAAAAGAAAUUUACAACGGCUACAAAGGGAAUGUUGGAGGCCUGUUGAGUCCCAUGAAGAAGGAGCUGCUCCUGCGGCUGCAGUCUGAGAUCGAGAACGUCACGGACGCCUGGCUCAGCACCGCGCUCAAGUCCCUGCUGCUCAUCCAGUCCAGGGGUAAAUGUAUGAAUGUCCUCGUGACCACAACUCAGCUGGUUCCUGCUCUGGCGAAGGUGCUGCUCUACGGCCUGGGAGACAUCUUCCCCAUCGAGAACAUCUACAGUGCCACCAAAAUAGGGAAAGAGAGUUGCUUUGAGAGGAUCGUCUCUCGCUUUGGGAAGAAAGUGACGUACGUGGUGAUCGGCGAUGGGAGAGACGAGGAGUUUGCAGCAAAACAGCACAACAUGCCUUUCUGGCGGAUCUCCACCCACGGAGACCUCGUGUCCCUGCACCAAGCCCUGGAACUGGACUUCUUGUAAAGGAGGUGGCGUUGGAUGUCACACAAUAAAGGGAAAAAAAAAAUAACAGUCGUCUUUUCGGUAGCUUGUGGAGUGACACUUGAGUUUCUGAGAAUCCUCCCCGACCCCCAACGAUACACACUCAUACUUUGUAAAACGCCUACCUGCUCUCACUGGUGACCUGUGACUCACUGUGUGACGGUGACGUACUGAGGCGGACUUUGGGUUGGCGCCGACUGUGAGAAACAGACUGGACGCGCAGUCAGCCGAACGAAAGCUCCUCAUGCCCAGCACUCCCACCUCUACGGCAGCUAACCUCACCAAGGCUGAACCUGGCACUGAUUUGGACACAAAAGGGAAGGCACCUGCAUCUGUUUCUUUCUGUCCCUCAGCUUCUUUGUCAUUUAUUAUUUUUUUUUUUUUAAGUAUGAAACGCCUAAUGGGGCUGACGUUGUCCCUCUGGGUUUCUCCGCCAAAUCCAUGGAUGGAAACAACCAAAGGGACUGAAAGGUGUUCUUCACCGGCUCGCUCUCUUUGGGUUGGUUGAACUUUCUGUUCAGAUGUUCAGACGCUGUACAGUUCAGAGAAUAAUAUCACAACAAUUACCAAAAAAAAUCAUUUUUUUUCUAGGUUGUCUUGGACUACGCUGGAAAGCAGUCACGCACCGUUUUGCAGUCUUGUAUGCAAACCAUUGAGUUUCUGACAGUUGUCGAUGAAAUCAGCUCAGUUUAAGUAACAGAUAAUCAGAUUUUUGUCUAAUCAAUUAGCCUCCUGUGAAGACAGCCUUGUAUUUGACGUAUGGUACUGAUCGUUUCUGACUAAGCGUGAACUCCCCACCUGACCUGACCAAACCACAGCAUCAUGUCAUUCAGCUGCCCUGACCUCUCCACUGUGUUGAAAUGACAAACUUAUGCGGUCCUUCGAUGAGGUCAGACACUUAAAAAAAAAAAAAAAAAAAAAAAAGGAAGUGGCUCCCAGAUUGCAUGUGUUGCAGUUCAGGGGCCUCCGUGUGCAAGCAGGGUGAGAAACUAACACUAGCCACAAGACGAACACAGUUCAAUUUCAGAAAACUACUCAGAUUGGUAAAAUAGUGACAGAGGCCUUUGAAUUUUGGAAGUUAGUUUCCUGACCCAUGUAGUAUUAGUAAGGAAAUCCAGUUUGUUGAGCAUAAUGGAAAGUGUAUAAUGUGUAUAUUGAGACAACCCGCUGUUUGGGUCCGCCGUUCCUCAGAGCACAGUCCUAAGUGUCCUUGAAAUCCUGUGAGGAGACUUCCAUUGAUAAAGCUUUUCAAAGUGUAAAGACAAAAGUGUAAAAUGAGUCGCACAAUGUACGCAUAUUGUAUUAAAUACAAUGCUUUUGUGGUUGGAGUUUGGUUAUCCGUUUAUGCUGUUUGAUUGUAUGAAUAAGGAUAACGUGAACCUGGUAACAAAUAUCCUACUUCAUGUUUUCUGUAUGUUCACUGUCUCUAAGUCAUGGCAGAUAUAUUUUAGGACUCGCACCUCCUAGCCUCCUAGAGAUUUUAUUUUAUUGCAUUUACUGGUGAUUUGCUGGAAAGUUGCGACAUCUCAUCACAAUAUAGUAACGUGGUUGUGUUUGCAUGUUUAAUUGCAGAAAGAGAACAACGUAGGGGGAGCAGUUGGAAGAGUUUUGGGGUUAAAUCAGCUCUUGACAAAACCAAUGAUUCUGUCUGGCAACUAAGAAUUUGUUCGGGUAUGGGUAACAAAAUACUUUGUUGGCCACUUGCAGAUUUACAUUUAUUUACUUUGACAAGUGCGCAUGCUGUUGUUGUUCUGUUCAGCACAAAAUCAAAAAAAUGCUUUGUCAAUGCAAUUGAAUGUCGUGGUCAUUUACCAAAAAAAAAAAAACAUUGCAUCCAUUUUUAUUUUCCCAAAGACAUGCAACGUAUUUCCUCAGUUGCUUUUGAAUCACGGGUAGUUUUCCCAAGUUCUGUUUAAUUUAGCUGUCACAGGCUAUAUACCGCUGUUGGUUUUCAUCAGUCACACUGCAGCCGUGAGUCAUAAUGGGAAAUAAACGAGGGGUGACUGUGCAAUACAUGAAUGGUUUGUUCACAGACUGUGUUUCAAGGGAUUUGAUUUGCCUGAAGCAGCUGGUCAAGAAAGCGGGAGGGUCGACUUUCCCUGGUCUGUUUGAGAUUACGACUGAACAAUACUGAGCCUGAAGAUGAUUUCGUAUUUACACACAUGCAGCUUGACCAUUAAGAAUGUGUUUUCUGUGUAUUUGUCUUUCUUGAGUGACUGUGCAUAUUUAUAUUGUGCCUUUAACCAUCAUCUGUACGUAUAAUCUCAAAGGGAAAUGCUUAAGAUUUAGUCUAAUACAUUAUCCUCACGUUAUUGUUACAUUAUUUGAAGUGUUAUGUUACUUUUUUUUUUUAACUCUAUACUUUUUUUUUUAAAGUGCUGCCGAGACUUGUUAUGCUUCAUUAAGUUUUGUCACUAAGUUAGACGUUAGGUUUGACUGUCCUGUCUGCACUGUAAUUGAAGGGUCUCCUUCCAGAAAUCUCUGUAUCCAUUUUUGGGGGAAAAAUAUUCCCACGGGAGGGGAUCGAGAUUGGCGUACGCCGUCAGAGAAUAGUGUUAUGUCUUUCAAGUGGUGGAUAUCUCAUUUUGGAGUGAAACAGUUCAGUUAUUUUUCAGACUUUUACUUGUGAAACGCUCAUCUCUCAACAAUCAUGUCUGCUUUGUAAUACAGUUUUUUUUUCUUUCCUUUUGAAAAGGAAAUUGCAUUUUGUUGCUGUGAAACGCUUACAUGGCUUAGAGACAAUCAAUCCGUAGGGACAUGGUAACUUGAAGACAGAUCAGAUCAACGUAAUGUGGUGAAUCCCGUAUAUCACGAGCAGUCCUUUGCUUCUGUUUUGAUUGUUCAUUGCUGUACUACCUAAAUGGGUCAAAGGGAAACGGGCCUGUUCACUCUCAGUCCUUUGUCUUUUGCAGAGUCAGUGUUGUGAUACCUUUUUAGAAAACAGACCAUAUGCAAUCUUGACUUUUUUUUCUGUACUAGCUUGUGGAAUGUGUUUUCUUGUUAAUAUUUUCUUAUACUUUUGUCUGCAUGUCGGUCUGUUUUGAAGUAUAACCUGGCAUGGCUUAAAAAAAAAAAAAAAAAAAAGACCAUGCAGUGUU
Molecule: messenger RNA, 5120 nt
Organism: Myripristis murdjan (pinecone soldierfish)
Lineage: Eukaryota; Metazoa; Chordata; Actinopteri; Holocentriformes; Holocentridae
Gene: eya3
Product: EYA transcriptional coactivator and phosphatase 3
Exons: 19
Coding region: 157-2004 (615 amino acids)
Biological process (GO): negative regulation of extrinsic apoptotic signaling pathway in absence of ligand; multicellular organism development; cell differentiation
Cellular component (GO): nucleus
Molecular function (GO): protein tyrosine phosphatase activity
Source: RefSeq, a predicted model, not a curated record